Molecule: messenger RNA, 651 nt
Organism: Colletotrichum destructivum
Lineage: Eukaryota; Fungi; Ascomycota; Sordariomycetes; Glomerellales; Glomerellaceae
Exons: 1
Coding region: 1-651 (216 amino acids)
Source: RefSeq, a predicted model, not a curated record
AUGGGGCGCUUGUUUUUCCCAAGACGGCCUCUGCGGCCGAUCAAUCGCAUUCUGCGGUACCGGCUGGUAAUUCGACACGCUGUCUGCACGAGUCUUGACCGAGAACCAUCCCUGAUGCACCCUCAAGUCAGCCCCGGCUUCGGCAACUGUAACGCAGCCGUUCCCGUGCUUCCACCCGUAGCCACGCCGAAGCCCGGCGACCCGUCUCCUGACUGCUCGCCCGGCGGCACGUCCGAUCACUGUGGCGCCGGCUGCCAACCUCCUUCGGCUCUUGUACUUCAGGAUCGAGCGGCGUGUCCACCAACGGCAGCUGUGGUAAGAACGGCAACACGUGCAAGGGGUCCGUCUUCGGGGGUGCUGCUGCUCGUCCAGCGGCUACUGCGGCAAGACGACCGGCCAUUGCGCCGCCGGCUGCCUGUCGAGCUUUGGAACCUGCAGCAGCGGCUCCGGCAACAUCUCGACCGACGGGGCCGGGAAGCCGUGUGUUGGGUCGAGUUUCGGGAGCUGCUGUUCGAGCGCGGGCUACUGCGGAAACAGUGCUGCCCACUGCGGAUGAGCGGGCAGUUGUUAUCUGUCCAUGUUUUGUUCGCUGUAGUAAACUAUGCGCAGAGUGAAAAAAUCUUGAGCCAAUGUUUUACGUGCUUGGAAUGA